Molecule: messenger RNA, 1869 nt
Organism: Anolis sagrei ordinatus
Lineage: Eukaryota; Metazoa; Chordata; Lepidosauria; Squamata; Anolidae
Gene: CYP26A1
Product: cytochrome P450 family 26 subfamily A member 1
Biological process (GO): sterol metabolic process
Molecular function (GO): oxidoreductase activity, acting on paired donors, with incorporation or reduction of molecular oxygen; monooxygenase activity; iron ion binding
Source: RefSeq, a predicted model, not a curated record
AAGGCAGGGGUAUAAAAGGAGCCCCCGCGAGAAAGGGAAAGCAGGUGGCGGCGAGUCCGAGGGGCAGAAGAGAGCUCAAGCUUCCUCUCGAUCCACUCCUCUCUCUCUUUUUCCGGCAUGGGCUUCUUCUCCUCCUUGCUGACCAGCGCCUUGGGCAGCUUCGUGCUCCUCCCGCUGCUCCUCUUCCUGCUCUCGGUCAAGCUCUGGGGCUUGUACUGCCUGCGGGGCCGCGACCCGGGCUGCCCCUUGCCCCUGCCCCCCGGCACCAUGGGCCUGCCUUUCUUCGGAGAGACGCUCCAGUUGGUCCUCCAGCGGCGCAAGUUCCUCCAGAUGAAGCGGCGCAAGUACGGCUUCGUGUACAAGACGCACCUCUUCGGCAAGCCCACGGUGCGCGUGAUGGGCGUGGAGAACGUGCGCCACAUCCUGCUGGGCGAGCACCGGCUGGUGGCCGUCCAGUGGCCCGCCUCGGUCCGCACCAUCCUCGGCGCCGGCUGCCUCUCCAACCUCCACGACGCCCAGCACAAGCACCGCAAGAAGGUGAUCAUGCGGGCUUUCUCCCGAGAGGCGUUGGAGCACUACAUCCCACCCAUCCAGGAGGAGGUCAGUGCUUGCCUUCAACAGUGGCUCCUGGCCCCCGAGGGCCCCAACAGCACUGGAGGCUGCCUGCUGGUCUACCCGGAGGUGAAGCGUCUCAUGUUCCGCAUCUCCAUGCGCAUCCUGCUGGGUUUUCGCCCCAGCCAAGCCCACGCCCAGAGCGAGCAGUGCCUGGUGGAGGCCUUCGAGGAGAUGAUCCGCAACCUCUUCUCCCUGCCCCUCGAUAUGCCCUUCUGUGGCCUUUACAAGGGCUUGAGAGCACGGGGCAUAAUCCAUGCCAAAAUCGAGGAGAACAUCAGGGCGAAACUGGCCGGGAAGGAGCCUGCUGAUGGCCACAAGGAUGUGCUGCAGCUGCUGAUGGAGCAUACGCAGGGUGACGGGGAGCAGCUCAGCAUGCAGGAGCUGAAAGAAUCUGCAACAGAGCUGCUUUUUGGUGGGCAUGAGACCACAGCCAGUGCUGCAACAUCCUUGAUUAUCUUUCUGGGCCUUCAUCAUGAAGUGUUACAAAAAGUGAGAAAGGAAUUGCAAGAGAAGGGAUUGCUAAGCAAACAGAGCCAAGAGAAGCCUUUGGAAAUGGAGGUCUUGGAACAACUGAAAUAUACCGGCUGUGUGGUCAAAGAGACUCUGCGUCUGAGCCCACCUGUGCCAGGAGGAUUCAGGGUGGCCCUCAAGACCUUUGAACUAAAUGGAUACCAGAUUCCUAAAGGCUGGAAUGUUAUUUACAGUAUUUCUGACACCCAUGAAGUUGCCGAGCUGUUCACCGACAAAGAUGAAUUCAAUCCCGAUCGCUUCAUGUCUCCUUUCCCGGAGGAUGUCUCACGAUUCAGUUUCAUUCCCUUUGGAGGCGGCUUGAGAAGCUGCGUGGGCAAAGAGUUUGCUAAAAUUCUCCUCAAAAUCUUUACUGUUGAAUUGGCCCGGAAUUGUGACUGGCAACUUCUAAAUGGACCACCAACAAUGAAGACAGGCCCUACCGUGUAUCCUGAGGACAAUCUGCCUACAAAAUUCACAAGUUUUAAUGGUCAGGUCUAACAAAUUCAGUUUAAAUCAUGCACAAUGGCUUUUUAUAGUGCCCUAAAUCCAAUAUUAUAUAUUUAACUUUAUGAAUGUGUGAUAGAUAUUUAUGUGUUUUUCUAAGAAUAUUUUAAAGCUAUUUCAUAUAUAAACUUUGGUGUGUGUGUUUUUUUUAAAGUAAGCACUAUAAUUAUGGGUCCUUGGGAUUCAUAGUUGGAUAAUUUUAUUUCUAUAGAAAUAAAGUGUCCUACCAUUUAAGAAGCA